UAUUGUGCUGGUCGGAGCCCACAGCAGUAGUCAGAGAUUUCUCACAGAAAUUAAGCAACCUGCAAGAUCGCACUGUUACCAUGUCGCUCCGAAAGGACAUCCCGUCGGACGAGAGUUUGCAAGGUUCCUGGGUUGAGCUGAAUUUCAGCAACAAUGGCUCUCAAAGUGCCAGCCACCAUGGGAGCCAGGAGCAGAUCCCCACAGCCGUGGCUGACGUGGAGAAAAUGCUGCUGGAUGCACAGCACGAGUCGGGAAAGAACAGCUCCAGAGGAAGCUCUCAGUGCAACAGCCCACUCAGAGCCCAGACCCCCCUCCUCAUGUGGAAAGGCUCAGAGGCAAACAGCUCACAGUCAGAUGAAGACUUUCAAGAAAGAAGACGGGAAGUAGAGAACAUGAUGAAGAAAAAUGCUGACUGGAUCUGGGACUGGUCUAGUCGACCUGAGAACAAUCCACCAAAGGAGUUCCUGCUGAAGUACCCUAAGCGCUCGACCUCUCUCAGCAUCAGGAACACCAGCGUCAUGAAGAAGGGAGGCGUUCUCUCUGCUGACUUCCUGAAGCUUUUCCUUCCUUCAUUAAUCAUAUCUCACAUACUUGCUAUUGGCCUGGGGAUAUAUAUCGGGAAGCGUCUGACCUCCCACAACACCUACUGAGUAGGAUGGGGCCGUAUUGCGUCACCUUGAUUUGACCAUCUAAGCAUGCCUUAAAAUGGGACCUUCUGUUGACUGAGGGAGAUGGGGCCAUGUCACACGGUCCAAUUUGAUUUAGCUUACACGAGCGUGGAUAGUUAAGGAUCUGUCAUUGCUGUUUCAUGGUGUCUACUCCUGAACACAACAGUGACCAAUCCUGUUGAGCUGUAGACUGUCCGGGUCUGGAGAUGACUGUUCUGCUGCUUCCUGCUCCUUAAAUCUGCACGUUAGGGAACUUUAGUGUACGCCAUUGCGUUUUGUUUUUGCAAUGAGAAAUCACUUUUGAUUUAAAAUGACAUAUAUAUAUAUACAUUGUUUUCAAUCAGCUUUAAAGAAUGGAAAGUGUUUUGACUUGUAAUUUACAUUUUUCUUUGUCCUCAUUGGAUUGCUCAGUUAUUGUGAAGUUGUAAAUUGUGAUAAUAGAGAAAGCAUUAUUAAGAACUGGUAUGGUCCAUUUUGUUUUAUCCUUCACAAAAUAAAAGCUGGAAAUAAACAUUUGGCCCUGAUGUAGUUAUAAACCAGUUAACAUGUAGAAACAUUCAAAGAACCACAUGCAGAUGAACACAAUUAAAAUUUUAUUUAACUUUGGUCAAAAUAAUAAACAAGUGAAUACAUUGCCACCAUGUUAGGAAUCAAUGGACAAAGACAAUGCAUUAUUAUGUGUUUGUUUUAAUGUCAUCAGUAUAUGUUGUGUAGUCAACCUUCAUUUCUGCAUUCACAACUACGGAGAGAAGAUCCACAUUUGAAAUACGUGGUUCAAAUUUGGGUGACAUCCCUAAUAAAUCAAUAAGGGCACAUGUAUGAGGCCUGUCUGAAUUUCCUACUAUUACAUGAUUAGGAGGCACUAUCACAUAAACUGUAUGGUGUGCAAUUUCCCCUCCUUUGUGUUUUCAUAGACAGCCACAUAUAGCAGCAGUAUAUGAGGACAUAACUCUAUAAAAUAGGAUUUACAAAUAAUGCACAUGAGGUUUGUAAAACGUUUGGGGACAUAACUUGUAGCUGUCACUGAUAGAAGUAGGUAUUAAGGCUGCAGAUUCCCCGUGUCCUGGGCCCCACCAUGUGCCAUGUAGUUUCCAGCCUGCAUCCUAACACAUGGUCAAAAAGCUAGAAAUUAAUCUCUUGACACAAACACAUUAUCAGAUGUCUCCAACAGUAGUUCCGAAACCAGUAGCCCCAAAAUAGUAUUUCCAUAACAAGUUAGCUUGAGAUCUGCUCAAAGACAGUGGUGUGACUGGACAUUUUCCCACCUCUCUACAACAUAAAAACAUGCAAAGCAAUAAACAUGUUUUAAUACAUACUUCUAAAUUUAAAAACACAUCUGUAGUUUUAGUUUCUUUUAUUAUGUGGAUGACAAGGUGUACUUGAGUAGAUACAGUCAGUGAAAUUAUGUCACCGUAUUGACGGGGGGAGGGGGGGGGUAAAGUAAGAGGAGGAAAUGGGGAAGAAAAGAAACAAGUCCACUUUCCAAAUUCAUGGCCUCUUCCACCAGUGGUUUGGCCCUGAAUACAUGGCCAAAUGGGGGAAUGUUACAGUUAGGCUUAUUGGCCAUUAAUCCGUGCUUCAGAGCGCCCAAAAGCAUUGAGAUGAUGUUACAACUUUGACAAGACGUCAUUUUAAGGGCUUCCAAUAGUUCUGUCGUGAAAUCAUGAAAUGAAGGCUUAAAAUGUCAACACAAACACCAACGUUCAAGAGUUUGACCUCUAGGGAGUGCCAUUCCGUCAAUUAGACCCGAAUUGGGCUUUCUGGGUCAGGGGGGGCAUGUUGAUUGCCCUGGUGCCAAAGGCAAAAACAACCUAAGCUCAGACUCAAAAUAAAACAGGCCUAUGGAUCAACCUCCUGUGGCAAAAAAAGUAGACACGUGCUUUCAAAUUCUUCACCAGGAGGACAACGAGGCUGUUUCUUCUUAUACAGAUAGACAAGUAGUAGGCUUAACUACACAGGUACGGUAAAAG
This is a messenger RNA of Anoplopoma fimbria (sablefish), 2638 nucleotides long. It is a transcript of the gene bnip4, whose product is annotated as BCL2 interacting protein 4. NCBI's taxonomy places the organism in Eukaryota, Metazoa, Chordata, Actinopteri, Perciformes, Anoplopomatidae. The transcript is spliced from 6 exons. The coding region runs from base 81 to 650 and encodes 189 amino acids. The record is from RefSeq and is a predicted model, not a curated record. Gene Ontology annotation, cellular component: mitochondrial envelope; nucleus; mitochondrial outer membrane. Gene Ontology annotation, biological process: positive regulation of apoptotic process; mitochondrial outer membrane permeabilization.